Molecule: messenger RNA, 1753 nt
Organism: Capsella rubella
Lineage: Eukaryota; Viridiplantae; Streptophyta; Magnoliopsida; Brassicales; Brassicaceae
Product: transcription termination factor MTERF4, chloroplastic
Exons: 1
Coding region: 187-1572 (461 amino acids)
Biological process (GO): regulation of DNA-templated transcription; chloroplast organization
Cellular component (GO): chloroplast
Molecular function (GO): double-stranded DNA binding
Source: RefSeq, a predicted model, not a curated record
UUUUUCUUCGUUCGUCCUCCCUCCCCAAAUUUUGAUUUUUACCACUUUGGGGUUUCUCGAACACUCAUCGAUGUAUGAGUGAGUCACUGAUGCUUUGAGAAUCUGUUUGUAACUUUUCUCGAAUUUAACAAGACAGCUUGUGCUCGAACCCGUUUGAAGUAUUUGUCAGUCUCGCAUUGUAAUGUCAUGAGUUCUUUGAUUCCUCAUGGAAAAAGGUUGGUCCAGUUUCAGAAAUGGCGUAAUUUGAGUGUUGCAGUGAACCUUUUCCAAAAUGGAUCUGCUUUUUCGAAUUCGUUCUCCUCUGUUGCUAGUGCUGCUGAUGUGAGCCUUAGAGAUGGUCGAAAAGGUAAGAACUUUACAGUCUCUUACCUCGUUGAUUCAUUGGGUUUAGCUAAAAGAGUUGCAGAAUUGAUUUCAAGUAAAGUCAGCUUUGAGGAGAAGGGAAAUCCUGAUUCUGUUCUGAGUUUAUUGAGAAGUCAUGGGUUCACAGAUUCUCAGAUAUCCAGCAUCGUUACGGAUUACCCACUAUUGCUCAUAGCAGAUGCUGAGAAAUCCCUUGGCCCCAAGUUUAAGUUGCUGCAGUCAAGAGGAGCUUCAAAGUCUGAGGUCACUGAGAUUGUUUCGAAAGUUCCUAAGAUCUUGGGAAUGAAAGGGGAAAAAAGUGUUGGCAGAUACUAUGAUAUCGUCAAAGAGAUUAUAGAAGCGGAUAAGAGUUCAAAGUUUGAAAAGUUGUGUCAUUCUUUGCCAGAGGGUAGUAAGCAGGAGAAUAAGAUUAGAAAUAUUUUGGUUUUGAGAGAAUUGGGUGUGCCUCAAAGGUUGUUAUUCUCAUUGCUCAUCUCUAAUCAACAUGUCUGCUGUGGAAAAGAAAAAUUUGAAGAAUCACUCAAGAAGGUUGUUGGGAUGGGUUUUGAUCCGACCACCCCAAAGUUUGUGGAAGCCUUAUGCAUUGUUUACGGAUUGAGCGAGAAAAGACUAGAAGAAAACUUCAGUGUUUAUAAAAGGUUUGGCUUAACUGUAAGCGAGAUAUGGGAACUUUUCAAGAAGUGCCCUACUUUUCUUGGAUACUCAGAGCAUAGGAUAAGUCAGACAUUUGAUACCUUAAAGAGGUGUGGUCUGUGCGAAGAUGAGGUCUUGUUCGUGUUCAAGAAGAAUCCACUAUGCUUACGUGCUUCAGAGCAGCAGAUAUUGAACUCCAGGGAAACAAUUAUAGGCUUAGGAUUCAGUAGAGAUGAGUAUGUGAUGAUGGUCAAGUGCUAUCCUCAGUUGAUUGGAAUUUCGGCAGAGCUGUUGAAGAAGAAGACUGAGUUUGUGCUAAAGAAGAUGAAUUGGCCACUAAAGGACAUGACUUUGUUCCCUCAGGUACUCGGUUACAGCAUGGAGAAGAGGAUUGUACCUAGGUGCAACGUCAUUAAAGUUCUCAUGUCCAAAGGAUCACUUGGAAGUGAACUACCUCCAUUGGCGUCUAUCUUGGCAUGUAAUGAUCAGGUUUUCUUAAACAGGUACGUGGUGAAGCAUGAUAAAAAGCUGGUGCUUGAGCUAAUGGCUAUCUUCACCCAAAAUCGUGUCUUAUAACAUUAAAAAUUUGUCAAGGAUUUUGCUUAUUAGACCGCUCUAAUCUCAGUUUGAUCCGGAUCUGAACCGUUUCUUCUUAUAUGCAAUCCAACUUUGAAGAUAACUUAAAAACUGUAACUUUUUUUUGGGUUUGAUAUGAUGUAGCAAAAGAGCUUUUAAAGACAUGUUUUGUGUUCGAAAA